GCCGCCGCCUCCGCCCGCCGCGAGGACCGAGGGAGCGGGGUCGCCGCCGCCAGCUCGCCCGCGUGCCCGGGCUGCGGUGGGCCAGGAUGUCGGGCUUCCUGGAGGAGCUGCUCGGCGAGAAGCUGGUGACGGGUGGCGGCGAGGAGGUGGACGUGCACUCGCUGGGCGCCCGCGGCAUCUCGCUGCUCGGGCUCUACUUCGGCUGCAGCCUGAGCGCCCCCUGCGCGCAGCUCAGCGGCAGCCUGGCCGCCUUCUACGGCCGCCUGCGGGGGGACGCCGCGGCGGGGCCCGGGGCCGGGCCGGGGCCGGGGGCCGGGGCGGCCGCGGAGCCCGAGCAGCGGCGCCGCCUGGAGAUCGUCUUCGUGUCCUCGGACCAGGACCAGCGGCAGUGGCAGGACUUCGUGCGGGACAUGCCUUGGCUGGCGCUGCCCUACAAGGAGAAGCACAGGAAGCUUAAACUUUGGAACAAAUACCGAAUUUCCAACAUUCCAUCACUAAUAUUCCUAGACGCCACCACCGGGAAGGUCGUGUGCAGGAAUGGGCUGCUGGUGAUCCGUGAUGACCCAGAAGGUUUGGAAUUCCCUUGGGGACCCAAGCCCUUCAGGGAAGUCAUUGCGGGGCCCUUGCUUAGAAAUAACGGACAGUCCCAGGAGAGCGGCAGCCUGGAGGGGUCUCACGUGGGAGUCUAUUUCUCCGCACACUGGUGUCCCCCCUGCCGAAGCCUCACCCGGGUCCUGGUGGAAUCCUACCGGAAGAUCAAGGAGGCAGGCCAGAAGUUUGAGAUCAUCUUCGUCAGUGCAGACAGGUCAGAGGACUCGUUCAAACAGUACUUCAGUGAGAUGCCCUGGCUUGCUGUCCCCUACACCGACGAGGCCCGGCGGUCACGCCUCAACCGGCUGUACGGAAUACAAGGCAUCCCCACCCUAAUCGUGUUGGACCCGCAGGGGGAGGUGAUCACGCGGCAGGGGCGCGUGGAGGUGCUGAACGACGAGGAUUGCAGAGAGUUUCCGUGGCACCCCAAGCCCGUGCUGGAGCUCUCCGACUCCAACGCCGCGCAGCUCAACGAGGGCCCCUGCCUCGUCCUUUUUGUAGAUUCUGAGGAUGAUGGGGAGUCCGAGGCAGCCAAGCAGCUGAUCCAGCCAAUAGCCGAGAAGAUCAUUGCCAAGUACAAAGCCAAAGAGGAGGAGGCGCCACUUCUGUUCUUUGUGGCGGGGGAGGAUGACAUGACUGACUCCCUGCGAGAUUACACCAACCUGCCCGAGGCGGCCCCUUUGCUCACCAUUCUGGACAUGUCAGCCCGGGCCAAGUACGUGAUGGACGUGGAAGAGAUCACCCCCGCCAUUGUGGAGGCCUUUGUGAAUGACUUCCUAGCAGAAAAGCUCAAACCAGAGCCCAUCUAGUGGGGCUCCGGCCUCAGGAGACGUUAUUUAAAACUCGGUCUUCUCUUCCUCCUUCCCUUCCUUCCCUCCACCCUUGGACCUUUCCAGCGUGUCCUGACUCACACAACCCAAGUGUCCAACCUCUCUGUGGUGCCUUGUUUUCUGCAUUAACUCCUCAGCUAGCACCCUAAGGUGCACACCCUCUCAGCAGCGGAAGACCCCACCGUGUUUGGAGACUCUGCCCGGGACGGGCGGCGCUGGCCUCACCCGGCCGGAGCCAGGGCUGCGUCACACUCAGUCCCUAGCUCUUGGUGCGGUGUUUGCCGGGCGUCCUUCUGCCGAGCGAGCGUGAAGGGCCAGUGCAUUGGUGCUCCGGCUCGGCCUCUGGUGUCAGCAUGCACACGCAGGGCCCGGGACUGCCCAGUGACACACGUCCAUGCGGGUGCAGCAGGGAAAGGGCCGCGGACUUGCUAGCCUCGGGUUAGAGCUGCCAGUGAGAACGUCCCUUCCUAAGUGACUUCGUCUAGUGACUCUCCCUCUCGCUGUGAGGGAAGAACACCAGCUUGGCCGUCGGUUCUUGGGCCGGGGAUUUCACGAUCUCAAAGGGAGCUUGUGUUCUUUUCUGGUGAGAAAAAGAGUAGCUGUGGUAAUGAUUUGUGUAGUAACUGCUUACUCUGAGCUCCUACAACGUGAUAAGAAAGAACCUCUCAUUUUUUCCUGACAUCUUUCUUCCUUGAUCUUGCCUUCUCCAUGUUUCUGCCUUCUCAUACGAAUGGCCUCUACUGUCUUGGAGUUUUGUUAAUAAAUUCUUCCCCUUGGACACCUUCCCGAGAGGAGGCGCCCAGACCUGUGUUCUUGGGGGAGCCCCACCUCACCAGCACAGACCUCUGACUCGGCCCAGCUCUGGGCCCGGGGCCACCGGAGCUCCCCCGCGGUGCCUGCAUCCACCUUUGGUUACCCCCGUCAUCCCUCUUUUCUUUUCAAAGCAGAACUAAAAAGAGACAAGAAAUUACCGGGAGCCUAGCUUUUUCCCUCAGAACCUGCAGGAAGAGCUGUGCCCUAGGAUGGCAGUGUGAGCAGAGGUCAGACACGUCAACUACGAGUAGGCUUUGGAUCCACUUUGCUCGGGUCAGGUUGCUCGGAUCCCACAAACCGAAAAUAACACCUGCUGUGUCCUUGGGACUUGGGAUGGAGGGCUUCACCUCGGGAUUCACACGAUUUGGGCCGAUCUCAGCCAGGCCUUAGGGUCUUUCACGUGAUCGCAGGCCUUACCCCUGGCUCCGCUCACAGCACUGUCAGCCAAGACCACUGAUUUAGAAAACGCAGCCCCCCCCAUCAGCUGCUGACACCGUUGCCCCUUGCUGAAUUGGACUGUUGAUUUGUAGUUCAGAGGUACAAACUUAGCUGUAAUUAGACCGUGACUUGAUGUCACAGCCUGAAAUGCAGUCACCUAGUAAGAAAUAAAGCAGGCAUCUCUGGACAUGA
Messenger RNA from Hyaena hyaena (striped hyena), 2864 nucleotides. It is a transcript of the gene NXN, whose product is annotated as nucleoredoxin. NCBI's taxonomy places the organism in Eukaryota, Metazoa, Chordata, Mammalia, Carnivora, Hyaenidae. The transcript has 8 exons. Gene Ontology annotation, molecular function: thioredoxin-disulfide reductase (NADPH) activity. The coding region runs from base 87 to 1400 and encodes 437 amino acids. The record is from RefSeq and is a predicted model, not a curated record.